Molecule: messenger RNA, 483 nt
Organism: Sphenostylis stenocarpa
Lineage: Eukaryota; Viridiplantae; Streptophyta; Magnoliopsida; Fabales; Fabaceae
Source: the annotation of a GenBank genome assembly
AUGAGGCUUUCUUUUGUUAUUUACCUUCUGCUCUUGUCUCUCUUUCUCACCAAUGCUCGAGGGAUUCGCUUGGGGAAAGAGUCUUUUGCAGCUAAGCAACAUAAACAACAUGAUCAAGAAAGCAAUUUGUUGAGAAGAAUCAACAGUGCUGCUAACAAGGAAGCUAUUCUCUGCAAAGAUGAACAAUAUUGCGCAGGUACCCUAAAGAAGAGAGCCUCUAGAGUCCCCAGAAAACCAAACAAGCUGUUACCACGCAUUCAUGAAGAUUAUAGAAAUAUAGAGACUAGGAAAUCUGUUACUUCAUCAACUUCCACAACCCAAGAUAUUUCAAAGAAUGUGAAGAAUGGAGGGAAUGAAGCACGAAGCCCAGAAAUAAUAGUAAAUAAGCAACGAGAGCUUUCUCAUGAGCACUAUCUGGACCUGGUAGACAUUGCUGGCAUGGACUAUUCUUCUGCUAAGAAAAAUCCUCCCAUACACAACUAA